CUUGCGCCAACUUGUGUGAAAUGGCUGGUGGAUGACGCGUCUCUAACAAUUGGUUUUUUUGUUAUAAAAGACGAUAAGUAAUUAGUUACAUUCUACGUGUGUAAAACAUUAUUGCACUAAACUUUCAAGACAUCUUAGUAUUCAAUGGAUAACGACAGAAGAAAGAAUUCAGAGAAAAGCAUUGACACAGAUGACGAUUCGGAUUAUGUUAUGAUAAAAAGAAUAAAAAUGGAACCUACUGCAAUGUUAUCUCAAGAAGAUGAUAUAAUGUCUCACCUGCAGCAAGAUAGUUCUGAUUUAGAAGUGGAGCCAAGUUUUGCUCUAGAAGGAGCAACUAAUGCUGAUGAUUCUAGUGAAGGAGUCUUAAUGCAACACAUGGAUAUUAGAGAACCUUUGUCGACGCUAAGAAAUUUGCUCGAACAAAGGCUAGGAGUAGAAUUACUAGAUUAUUCUUUUUGGCUGCAAGAUGCACAAAUGCUGGAGAGUCACAAGAAUUUAGUUGACCAAUGUGUACAAGGAGAAGGGUUGGUUCAAGUAAAUGUUCAAAUAAAAGCAACACAGAGGCGUAUAAAUAUUGUUGAUGUCUUAAAGCCUGCGGAAGACUAUGUAGAACUUGCAGAAAACAGUUUGGAACAAAAUACAGCAGCUGUAACGCCGAAUGAGGAGGGUAAACAAAACGUAAUGAAAUGGAUGGUGGAUGCACAAUACAAGAAAGAACAGGAGCGUUUAAAAAUACCAGCAGAUCCAAAGGAUUGGUCUCAAGCACACGUAAAACAUUGGCUCCAGUGGGCAGUCAGACAAUUUAACUUAGUUUCCUUGCGACUGGCAGACUGGAACAUCACUGGUGCUCAGUUAUGCAACUUAACGCUCGAAGAAUUUCAAUCGAAAGUACCUCUUGAUCCAGGUGACGUUUUCUGGACACAUUUAGAAUUGCUGCGAAAGUGCAAGUUUGUCGCUGUGGUUCAAAAAGAUCCACCUGCAGGAGUGAAUGAUAUUGUCGAAGACAACAAGUCCAUUAAAAUGCGCAACCAUAAAUCACCAAAGGCUCGUUUAAGUGUCAGUCAGCAGCCAAGACUCAUUAGUGUACCACUAGCUAAUGUUGAAUCCUCCCCAAUCUCGAUAACUACCCCCAAUAGAACAGUGAACAGUGGACAGAUACAAUUGUGGCAGUUCCUCCUGGAAUUGCUGACCGAUCGUGAACACAGGGGUGCUAUUCAGUGGGUUGGAACUGAGGGAGAGUUCAAACUCAACCAACCGGAAGCUGUGGCGCAACUUUGGGGCGCGCGUAAGAACAAGCCAUCGAUGAAUUACGAGAAACUAAGUAGAGCGCUUCGUUACUAUUACGAUGGAGACAUGAUUUCGAAAGUUCAUGGAAAGAGAUUUGUAUAUAAAUUUGUUUGCGACUUGAAACAGCUAUUGGGAUAUUCAGCUGCAGAAUUGAGUAGAUUAGUCGAGGAGGGUCGAAGGUAUUUCUGAUGAAAUUCCGUAUUAGUGAUAAUGCCUGUACGCGUGGGUUUAUAUAUUGACGAGUGUCUUGGCGGAUGAGUUAUGUUGCAUAACGUUUUAAUUAGUCAAAACGAGUAAAUUCAGUUAUAAUUAAUAUUCGAUUCUGAGGAUCGAGUUUCACUUUGUUCGAUUAUCUGUUAAGAGGUUUUAGUAUCAUUAUAUCUUGCACUGGAAUAUUUGCAUUUGAUAUAUGCGGUUAAAUUUUGAUAUCGAAUGAUAUGCGUAUACGUUUAUAAAUUACAAUCUAAGGUAUAAUAAUCAAGUGAUACCUUACUUACUAAAGACUUACAAAUCAUGGUAGUGAUACAAUUAUUAAAGUUUAACGCAGUGUUAUGCUGUGUAUUACAUCUCUGUAUUUUUAUAUUAUUGGGAUACAAGUAUUUCUAAGGAGAGUUUCGUCUGCAUUAAGCUACAAGAAAUUGUAAUAUCGUCGAAGAGAAGACAAAAUACAGCAAACAAUAUACUAUAACCCUCCAGGAGAAUGUUUAAAAAUAGAAGUUUCUGCAAAGUCAUUCGAUGCUAAUAGCAUGAAUUUCUUCUAAGAGCCUCAUGCCUUCAAACAGACACAGAUACCAAUAUUAGAAAACUAAUUAAAUACAUGUAAGCAUAAGGUGAGUGAAUUGUACCUCAAAGAAACAUGGAAGAAAUAAAAACAAAAAUAUCACUAGA
Messenger RNA from Cephus cinctus (wheat stem sawfly), 2175 nucleotides. It is a transcript of the gene Ets97D, whose product is annotated as DNA-binding protein Ets97D. Gene Ontology annotation, molecular function: DNA-binding transcription factor activity, RNA polymerase II-specific; sequence-specific DNA binding. Gene Ontology annotation, cellular component: nucleus. Gene Ontology annotation, biological process: cell differentiation; regulation of transcription by RNA polymerase II. Lineage: Eukaryota; Metazoa; Arthropoda; Insecta; Hymenoptera; Cephidae. The record is from RefSeq and is a predicted model, not a curated record. The transcript has 6 exons. The coding region runs from base 145 to 1476 and encodes 443 amino acids.